Leptonychotes weddellii (Weddell seal) is the source of this 1615-nucleotide messenger RNA. It is a transcript of the gene LY6G6F, whose product is annotated as lymphocyte antigen 6 family member G6F. Gene Ontology annotation, molecular function: acetylcholine receptor inhibitor activity. The record is from RefSeq and is a predicted model, not a curated record. NCBI's taxonomy places the organism in Eukaryota, Metazoa, Chordata, Mammalia, Carnivora, Phocidae. Gene Ontology annotation, cellular component: external side of plasma membrane. Gene Ontology annotation, biological process: acetylcholine receptor signaling pathway.
CCGCGCUGCUUGAGACAGUUUCCGUGCAGUUGGACCUACGGGUAGAGCAAUGGUCAGAAAUUAUUCGGAGGCGUUUGGAACGCGGAGAAUUAGAACAUUAUCAGGCGUAGUUAAAUCCCCGCCCCCCUUUUUUAAAUCCCUUAAUAUUGGCAGGCUCUCGAGCGACACUGGGAACGAGAGCUUUUUAUUGCAGUAAACACCUAUACGGAAAAGUGAACCAUUUGAAUAUAUCCAUGUAAUCGAGAGCAUCGAGAUCAAAAUUACAUUAUACCAUAUCUACAAGAUCUUCCUCAAAUCACUACCUGCCCCACCAAGAGUAACCACUAUCUUAAUUUCUAAAUUCAUAGGCACCAGGUCCUGGGCAAGAAAACUUGGCAGGCUCUCUCCAUGGCCGUCUUACUCCUCCUCCUUCUGUUUCUACGUGGACCCCACCAGGCUGCUGCAGACAACAUCCAGACCAUCUAUGUAGCCUUGGGGGAGGCGAUGGAGCUGCCGUGCCCCUCACCACCCGCCCUGAGUGGAGACGAGCUCCUGUCCUGGUUCCGCAGCCCUGCAGCAGGCUCCUCCACUGCCCUGGUGGCCCAAGUGCAAGUAGCCAGGCCAGCCCCAGACCCCGGGAGGCCCACAAGGGUAUCCAGGCUGAAACUGCUGGGGAACUACUCGUUGUGGCUGGAAGGGUCCAAGGAGGGAGACGCCGGUCGAUACUGGUGUGCUGUGCUGGGUCAGCAACACCAGUACCAGAACUGGAGGGUAUAUGAUGUCUCCGUGCUCCGAGGAUCCCAGCUAUCCGCGAGGGCUGCAGAUGGACCCCCCUGCUCUGUCCUCUUAUGCUCUGUGGCCCCUGCCAGACGCCUAGACUCUGUGACCUGGCUAGAGGGAAAGGGUCCUGUGAGGGGUCAUGUACAGUCAUUUUGGGGCAAUGGGGCUGCCCUGCUCUUGGUGUGUCCUGGGGAGGGGCUCUCUGAGUCCGGGGAACAUAGACCAAGAAUCAUCCGCUGCCUCAUGCCUCAGAACAAAGGGGUCAGCUUUAGCCUGGCAGCCUCCAUGGAUGUCUCCCCUGCCCUUUGUGCCCCUUCCACGGGCUGGGAUGUGUCCUGGAUCCUGAUGCUGUUGCUCACAGUGGGUCAGGGGUUCACCAUCCUGGCCCUCAGCAUCAUGCUCUGCAGACAGAGGGUCCAGGGGGCUCAGUGCAGAGGAAACCACAUGCGAUGCUUCUGCUUCGAGUGCAAAGGAGGCCCCAGCAGCUCCUGCAAAGAAACGGUGGCCACCUGCGGGGAGGGGGAGUGCUGCGGCUUCUUGGAGCUCAAACCCCAGCCGGGCCGAGGGCAGAACAAGCUGUGUGGAAACCCCUCGGUGACCUUGAUUCAUCACUAUCCACCCUGCGUGGUGGCCCAUCAUUGCAAUCAAGUGGAAACAGAGUUGGUGGGAGAUGUGACUUACACAACCCACAGGGACUGCUGCGUCGGAGACCUGUGUAACAGCGCUGUGGCAAGCACCGUGGCCCCGCCAUGCAUCUUGGCUGCAGCAGCCACCGCCCUGGCCUGGCUCUUGCCAGCACUGUGGAGAGGCUAGUAGGCUCGGGGGGAAGGAAGGGGAGCAAGGGAGCAAGGGAACA